Molecule: messenger RNA, 1536 nt
Organism: Sclerotinia trifoliorum
Lineage: Eukaryota; Fungi; Ascomycota; Leotiomycetes; Helotiales; Sclerotiniaceae
Source: the annotation of a GenBank genome assembly
UUGAGAUCGAGGCGAUGGCUGACGUAGAAGUAUGGCAGACCUUGAGUGCCGAGACGCUUUACCACAUCCCAGCUUUCUUACCCCGCAGCACGGCUUCUUUCCCAACGAUUCAUUCCGCGCAAUUCAGCAAUCCAGCGAGGUGCAACCAUGGAGGCAUACGAUCAAGAACCAGAGGGACAAACAGCUACCGCAAAUUCAUUGCGUAUUGCUGAAUUUGCGACACCAGAUGCCACGAUAGAAUCAGCGAGCGAGCAGGGCGCCGCCGAUGUUGUUGCCUUCAGAUCAGGUCCAGCGUUCGAUACAACUCGUGAAGGUUCGUUCAAUUGCGUAUCUCCAGCUGCCCUUACUGAAACAAGUUCUUAUAGGGCGUCACCCCCAAAAAUCAUUCAGAUGAAAAACUUCAAGCAGGCCAUACCUUCCAUCUAUUCCUGAAGCUGUCACUCGAGCUUCGCCUUCUGAUAUGGGAACAGACCUGGCCGGAGCCUCGACUCAUUGAAGCCGCAAUCUGUGAGGAUGAAACGACCAUAGAAUACGAAGAUGUCGCGAUCCUGCGCUUCGCAGGCUCAUUAUCUACGUUGCUAGAUGUGAACUUUGGCACGAGAAUUAUCGAGCAAGGGCCGGCAGUGUCCUGCCCUCCUCCAGUGUCACUUUACGUCUGCCACGAAUCACGCAAGCAUACAUUGAAGCAAUAUCGGCUUAUGAAGCAUACAAAUGCGAAGGCGGGCUCGUUCUACUUCAAUCCUCGCCACGAUGUUCUCUGGUUCAGUUUCGACUUUACCGACGAGCCUGACUAUCUUCGAGAUCUGCUGCGUUGUUAUGGCAAGCAGCUCAAUGAUAUUGAGAGCGUGCUUGUCGAAGAGGCAGAGUGGGAGGAGUUAACGCCUGCAAGAUACAAGUCGAACUAUCUUUCGCGUCUAAGAGGCCUGAAAAGCAUCACGGUCUUAUUCAGAGAUGACGAAGACAAAGACGAAGAUAGCGUUCAGGAUGUUGACGAGGAGAAUGACGGGGGUGAAAUUGCCAACGAUGAGGACAAUAUGGAGCUCAACAAUAGGCAUGAUUGUAGCGAAGGAUUAGACACUGAGGUUAGAAAGCUUCAAGCGCGUGCAGACGAGCUCAAGGGGGAAUACGUAAACCUCUCAAGAAAUCAAUAAGGGACAGCGAAGGAUUUCCGCUGCAUGGAUCGUUGUGGCACGUUCUAUUGAACACUUGUAUGACUUUUGGCGCAGUAGGCACGAGGCAACUUACCUACGGUAGGUCAGAAAUAUCCGUUAUAUUCUGAUGCUGUCGAGGUGCACAGCUCUUUGGAAGCAAGAACGACGAUCCGAGCUCGGAUGAUCCGCAGGAAGUAGACUCAGGCGUCACAGGCCAGCACAUGGAUGAUCUCAAAGGUCCAAAAUCCGAAUGAUAGAUGAUAUAUAAUGUCGAUUCGAAAAUUGUGACCCAUUUGCCACUUCCUUUUACUCUUUUGAUUCUUCGCUGAACAGCUACAAAAACCUCAUUCAAUCUGAUCUGAUGAUGUGGAAACCUGUGUGGUAU